CGACACGCACACAGGGAAAAACUGUCAGGGGGGGACUCCAUUUUGAGGUCGAAUUGCACGCUGCCACCGUGCAGAAACAGCGCGUUUUGCUACAUUAACAACUACAAAAAGUGGGUUAUUCUACGGUCCAAAGCGAUGGCUGACCCAUCGACCGAGAAUGACGUUCCGGAAGGUGCUGAAGUUCGCAAACUGUCGGAUCUGCGAGUUAUUGAUUUGAAGGCCGAGCUGAAGAAACGAAACCUUGACGUCACCGGCAACAAGAGCGCGCUGUCAGAGCGCCUAAAAAAGGCUAUCGAGGAGGAGGGAGGAAACCCGGACGCAAUUAUUCUUUUUGUGGAGUCGGCGCCGAAGAAAGCCGCACCGAGACGUGCUGCAAGAGAUGUAAUACAGGGGACUGAUGAAUACCAAGAUGACAAUUUUGAAGAUGAAUCCCAUGAUGGUCAUUAUGACCACGAGAGCUUCCAUGACAUGGAUAUCCUUGACAUGAAUGUGCUGGACGAGGCUCACAAUGACAACGGAUUGUCAGAAUCCGUGGACGAUCUGGGGGAUUUAAUUGGCGGCCGGGAAGAUGCGGCCCUGGAUGAUGACGACGACGAUGUCACCAUCGACUCUGAAGAUGAAGCAAGACAGUUGGAAGACUCUGGAGGGUUGGACGAAGAAGAUAUGUUGUGCUCUUCACUUUACGUGACUGCCGAUGCUGAGGAGCUAUUAGCAGAAACAGAACAUGACAAAGUAGCCGGGUCUUGUUUAUCUGAGCCGCUUAUCGAAGACCGCCACCCGAGCCGUGAGACGAGCACCGAUGAAGAACAGGCUGCCACCGCCGGCGGGGAAGACAAUGUGUUGACCGACACGGGAGCCAAAGCCGACGAGGAAAACGACCGGGAUGCUCUUGAGGCAGACGCCACCGAGGCCGGGGAAGCGGGGAAGCCCCCCGAAGAGACAUUGGACAGUAAAAAUGCCUUGGAAGCCGUUAGUGUCAGCAAAGAGAACGAUGGGGGUGAAACUGUUGGUUCAGAAUUGGGUUCUAAGAAGGGGGGUGAGGAUGAGAAGACAGAAGAGAAUGCGACUGCGGAUUCCGCCUCGGCAGUGAAAGAGUCGUCCUCUGUUGAGGGCGAAGAUCAGAACAAGAGCUCCGAAGACAAAGAUGGCGGGGAUGAGGCCAAGGAUGAAAAGGCUACUGCGAGUCCUACAGGCAGCAGAAACCUGUGGGUCAGCGGGCUUGCUUCCACGACCAGGGCGACAGACCUGAAGACGCUUUUCAGCAAACAUGGCAAGGUUGUCGGUGCCAAAGUGGUGACCAACGCAAAGAGUCCCGGGGCCCGCUGCUACGGCUUCGUCACCAUGUCCUCCACGGAAGAGGCUGCCAAUUGCGUCAGCCACCUGCAUCGAACCGAACUCCACGGCAAGAUGAUCUCUGUCGAGCGGGCUAAAAAUGAGCCGGCGGGCAAGAAGCCAGCCGACAAAAAUGAGGCCAAGAAGUCGGGCGAUGAGUCCACCGAGUCCAAAUCUGGAAAAGAUGAGGGAGAAGGAAAGGAUGGCAAAGGGGACGAGAGGACCGUAGUCAUGGACAAGUCCAAGGGCGAGCCGGUCAUCAGCGUUAAAGCCAAAAGCAAAGAGCGAAGCUCCAAAAGUCAGGACCGCAAGUCGUCCAGUAAGGAGAGGAAGGACAUCCUGUCGUUUGACCAGAUCAAAGAGCAACGUGAGCGAGAGAGGCAGAGGCAGCGUGAGCGGGAUAUGCGAGAGGUGGAGAGACGCAAAUACAACGAUCGCGGUCCUCCGGACGGCCGCUCGGAGCGUGAGCGGAUCCGCAUCUUCCGUGAGAAAGAGGAGCGGCAACAUCUGAUGAAGAAGAGACACUGGCUAGAGUUGGAGAGGGAACGUCUGGAUGCGGAUCGUAUGGAACGGCAGUUCCUGGAGCGGGAAAGGAUGCGAAUCGAGUUCGAGAGGCGUCGGGAGCAGGAGCGCAUCAUGAGGGAGCGCGAGGAGAUCCGCAGGCAGCAGGAACAGCUCCGCUUCGAGCAGGAUCGCCGCCCCGUCAAGAGGCCUUACGACAUGGACGGCAGGAAAGACGACUGGCCCGACAAGCGCAUGCACAUGGACGACCGAUACCGCUCGGACUUUGGACGGCAGGAUCGUUAUCAAGACUUUGAUCACAGGGAUCGAGGGCGGUGCCAGGACGACAUGAGGGGCGGCAGCCGUGGCAUGGGCGGUGACAGAGAUGGUCCACAUUUCAACGACAGACACGGCCGCGACUCCUGGGGCGGCGGAAGCUACGACAAACGCAUGAACAGGGAUGGAGGCCGAGACUGGGACUCAGGUCGGAAGAUGGAUGGCGACCGGCCGUGGCAAGGUCGGGAUGGGAUCCCUGGCCCGAGCCAUAUGCGUGGCGGCAUGGGAGGUCGCGGAGGCUACAUGAGUUCGUCCCAGUCUCUCUCGGGGGCGCUCAACCGACAAAACCAAACCAUGCAAGGCGGCGUGCAGGGCGGAGCCUUCAAUCGACGCUUCUGAAUUUUCAAACGUCAUAACAAUACUGCGAUUUAUUUAGUUAAAACAAAAAAGUCCACAAGGGAAGGAAUUGACUAUUUUGUACUUUUUCUUUUUAUCUGGAUUUCUUUCCUUUCAGCAACGCUCUCGCUUCCGUGUCGUAGUGCUCACUUGAGUGUCUUGUUGUUGUAAAUUGAAAUGUUUUAUAGACCCAUGGUUGAUGGACCUAACCCUCACCCACAUUUCAUGAUCAGCUCACACUUUUGUGUCGCUGCAAAGCAAUGAGUUUUGUUUUUUAAAUGGCCUGUCGGAGAACAUUUUCUCAAUGAAGUUACAUACUAAUCGUAAGAACUCUUCUACGUUUUUUUUAUCAUUUGCAUCCCAGCUAAAAAUGUUUACAGUCGUUCUUGAUUGUUUGUGACUGGUAAUAAAUGAAGAGUGUUUGUAACUGAAA
Syngnathus acus (greater pipefish) is the source of this 2938-nucleotide messenger RNA. RefSeq names its product scaffold attachment factor B (gene safb). The transcript has 21 exons. NCBI's taxonomy places the organism in Eukaryota, Metazoa, Chordata, Actinopteri, Syngnathiformes, Syngnathidae. Gene Ontology annotation, biological process: regulation of transcription by RNA polymerase II; regulation of mRNA processing. The coding region runs from base 136 to 2508 and encodes 790 amino acids. The record is from RefSeq and is a predicted model, not a curated record. Gene Ontology annotation, cellular component: nucleus. Gene Ontology annotation, molecular function: RNA binding; sequence-specific DNA binding.